Molecule: messenger RNA, 759 nt
Organism: Penicillium atrosanguineum
Lineage: Eukaryota; Fungi; Ascomycota; Eurotiomycetes; Eurotiales; Aspergillaceae
Exons: 4
Coding region: 1-759 (252 amino acids)
Source: RefSeq, a predicted model, not a curated record
AUGCCUCCCAAACGCAAGCGAUCCGGCGACAGUCAAAAUGCCGAUGAAUCUAAACAUUAUGCCUACUUGACACCAAGUGUCCGUCGAGUUCCCGAGAAGACAAUCAAAGCGAAAUGGUCCACCCUGCCCGAGCCCGUUCAAGACAAAGUCCGCGACUUGUUCCAUUCACUCGAACGCCCGGUGAUUGUGCGACAACAGAAUGAAAAGAAGCGCAUCGAGGCACAGAGUGCUGUUAAUGCCGUGGUGCGAAACCUAGGGAGACGGCUUCCUCGAAUGCCAUUUCCGCCGAUUACAAAAGACUCGAACUUUGACUAUGAGUCGGCUCUCGAUGAACAUCGAUCGCUCGAGGCCAACCUUGCUACGAUGAAAGAUAGCAUUGAUCUUUUGAAGGCCGAAAUUGCGAAAGAAGAGGCUCUUCUCGCGGAAGAAAAGAAAUCUCUCCAAGAAAUGGACAAGAAUGCAAAGAGGGCGGAGGCAGAGAGGAAGCGCCAGACUAAGAAUGAACAUCCUGUGCUCCGGCAAUUAGACGAGCUCCCUCAGAUCGCAGAUCAGACAUACGAGUUCUCUCUACUGGAUACCACGGGCAGCCAGACAGGGUUAGAUGAGCUGGACGCGGAUCCAGCGAUCCAGAAGCUGAUGAACCAACUUCAUGGACAUUUGCAAUCCAUGCAAAGCAAUACUGCACCUAUGGCAGGACUCAGUGAAGCAAUCACCUGCUCGCAAGCCGCCUUGGACCAUUACUCGACGCCGAACGACUGA